AAGGUAUGAAUCACCACAUCAGUUGCAACAAUGUCUCACUAAUUAACUGCCAAAUGUGGUUCUAAGAUGAAGUCUCAACCCUGCCCAUUCAGAGUUCAUGCUUCCCGGAUGACUCAAGAAAGGUCUUUUCAGAUUAAAACCUUAGUCGAUGAGCACAAAUGUGUUAGAAAUUUCAAUAUUUCAAAUUUACUGAGUCCCAGAUGGCUAGCAAGACACUUUUUGAAGGAGUUGAUAAUGAAACCUAACUUGAAGUGUAAGGAGAUGCAAUCAAUAAUUAGGACCAAAUUUCAUUGUGGUGUAUCUUGGUCUAAGGCUUACAGAACAAGGUGUAGAGCAAUGACCAUUAUAGAUGGUAAACUUACAGAACAUUAUGCUAGGGUGUGGGACUAUUGCCAUGAGUUACUAAGGUCAAAUCCUGGUAGCACUGUCCAAGUUGGUGUCACUGUAAAUCCAGAUGAAACAACAUACUUUCACAGGAUGUAUUUGUGUUUUAAAGCAAUCAAGGAAGGUUGGAAAAUAGGGUGCCGUAGGGUAAUUGGUCUAGAUGGAUCUUUCUUGAAAGGGACAUGUAAAGGAGAAUUACUCACAGCAAUAGGGAGGGAUGCAAACAACCAAGUUUAUCCAAUUGCUUGGGCAGUUGUUGACAUUGAAAACAAAGCUAAUUGGAAAUGGUUUUUGGAACUGCUCACAGAGGAUCUUAAUCUGCUAGAUGGAGGAGGGUUUACUGUAAUUUCUGAUCAACAUAAGGGAUUGCUUGAAGCAACCAAAGAAGUCCUACCAAAUGUGGAGCAUAGACAGUGUGCAAGACACAUAUAUGCUAACUUUAGGAAGACCUAUUCUGGAGUGGAGUUCAAGAAUAUGUUCUGGGCAGCUUCCUUAUCAACUGUAGAGAGUGAAUUUCUCAGGAAAAUGGAUGAUAUAAAAGAGGUUAAUCCAAAUGCUUAUGAACAUUUGAUCGCAAGAGAUCCUCACACAUGGUGCAGGGCAUUUUUUAGGACUGAUGUAGCAUGUGAGGCAGUUGAAAAUGGCAUUACAGAGUGCUUCAACGCCAUCAUAUUGGAUGCUAGAAAGAAACCCCUUCUAGCAAUGUUUGAAGAAAUUAGGUUGUACAUGAUGGAUAGGUUCUACCAUAUGUUACAAAAGGCAGAAAAGUGGGAAUCAGUGGUUUGUCCAGCUGCUAUCAAAAAAAUGAACAAGUUUGGAGAGGAUUUGAGGAAUUGGAAUGUGAAUCCAAGUGGACCAUCUAUUUUUGAAGCCAGGAAUGGAUUAGAAGGGUUCAAGGCCAUAUAUGCAAACAAUAUACUACCUGUGAAUGGUAGAAAUUUAUGGCCUAGAACAUCAUACAUAAAGCCUCUACCCCCUUUAGCUAGAAGAAUGCCAGGGAGACCAACUCUGAAAAGAAAGAGGCAUGCCACUGAAUCUCAAGACAAAUACUCCCAAAAUAAGAUGAAGGUUACAGGAAAAGGAAGGACUGUCCAAUGCAAAAAUUGUCUUCAAAGGGGUCAUAACAAGGCAUCCUGUAAGAAUCCCAAGGUCACACCAGAACCCAAACCCAAGAAAAAAAUGGGUAGACCAAGAUUGGAUCCUGAUAUCAGUCAUUGGACUAGAGGUGGUGUAAGAGGUGGUGUCAGAGAUAGUAGAGGUGGUGCAAGGGGUAGUAGAGGUGGUAGAGGGGGUAACAGAGGUGGUGCAGUGGGUAACACAGGUGAUGUAGUGGCUAACAGAGGUGGUGGAGUGGCUGAAGUUGAAGGUGGUGGAGUGGCUGAAGUUGAGGAUGACACUAUUCCUGAAAAAUAUUUAGUCCAUUUAUGGAAGGCAAUGCAAGAUUUGAAACAAUCACGGUAUUCAACUGAAGAAAUUAAAAAGUCACUUAGUCUGACAGAUUCACAUAUGAAACAACUCAAUGAUUACAAUGACACUAUUGAACAAGUUCUUCCUAUGUCUAUGGAAGAGGAGUAUCCACCUCAGAUAGAGACACAAGAUAGGGAUGAAGAAAAUAUCCCUGAGACACAACCAGAAAGUGAGGAAGAAGAAGAAGGCAUUAAUGACACCCAUGAAUUACCAGUACACCUUAGGAUUGUGAAAAAAAGAAGGCCCUCUGAGAGGAUUGUUAAAACCAAGCUGAAGAAGAUGGGAUGUGUUGGGACUUCUUCAAAUUCACCAUUGGAGUUGGAUUAGGGUGUUAGGGUGUUAAGGGUAGUAAGGGUAUUUUGGUACAUCUUUUGUGAAUGCUACUUUUGUGCAUCUUUUGUGAAUGCUACUUUUGUAUAUCUUUUGUGAAUGCCCUUAAAUUACUGAUAACCAUAUUUUGUACAUCUUUUGUAAACACAUUGAAACAUUGUGAAUGCCCUUAACAUGGUUGGUAAUGACAUAUUGGAG
Molecule: messenger RNA, 2379 nt
Organism: Lactuca saligna
Lineage: Eukaryota; Viridiplantae; Streptophyta; Magnoliopsida; Asterales; Asteraceae
Source: the annotation of a GenBank genome assembly